Molecule: messenger RNA, 567 nt
Organism: Prorocentrum cordatum
Lineage: Eukaryota; Dinophyceae; Prorocentrales; Prorocentraceae
Source: the annotation of a GenBank genome assembly
GUCGAGGACUACACCUGGCGCAUCACGACGUUUUUCGAGUUCGUCCGCCUCCAGGGCUCGAGGGUGGACCGCCUGGACUCGCUGGUCCUGCAAAAGCACGACGGGCAGAAGCUGAAGGCCGCGGUGCUACACUUCUACCCCGCGCUCAAGAGGCCGAACAUCAAGCCGCUGGCGAGGUUCGAGAGGUCGCUCAAGGCCUGGGGGCGACGUCGGCCUGCUUUGGGCCGCCUCCCCCCGCCGUAUCCUGCAGUCUGCGGGGUGGCGGUGGCUCUCCACCUCCUCGGGCGCGCGGACACGGCGGUCGCCGCCCUGGUCGGGCUCAGCGCCUACUUGCGGCCGGGGGAGCUGCGCGAGCUCCGCGCGCGCGACGUCACCCCCCCUGGAGCUGGCUUCGGCCCAGAAUGCCAGAGGUGGUCGCUCAUCCUGGGGCCGUCCGACGAGGGGGGCGAUCCGACCAACACCAGCGUCUGCGACGACAACGUGACGCCCGGCCGCGACAGCCUGAAGUUCCCUGGCCACUUCCUAGAUCUGUUCCGCACGAGAAAGCAGCCCAAGGACCAGCUCUAG